Messenger RNA from Cuscuta epithymum, 1558 nucleotides. Lineage: Eukaryota; Viridiplantae; Streptophyta; Magnoliopsida; Solanales; Convolvulaceae. The record is from the annotation of a GenBank genome assembly.
CUUCGUAGGUGAGGAGUGAGGAACAGACGAACAGUCACCACCACAGCUUCACAUCCAGGCCGCACCUCAACGUCAACCAGGUCACCGUCUUCCUCCGCCCGCCGGUACCCGUCCACGUGACCAUCCAUUCCACUCGGAGUUCUCUGCCGUCUCCCUUCGUCAGCUUCCGCCGACCGCCGUGAGCAAAUGAGAUAACUCGAUUUCACCGGCAUCGACUCCGACUCCGACCACUGAGCUCCUGCAGCCGAACCUCUCACUGCCGCCGCCGUUUUAUAGCCUGGGCUGCGGCCGCUUUAAGGCGAAGGUGAACCACCGCCAUUGCUCGGUUGCUCCUCUGUCUCCGGGCACCAGCGCACUCCGGUGACAUCACAUACCGUUCGCCGUCUCCGUCUACCUCCUGCAACGUCACUGCCCUGCUCUGGGUGUGGAUCCGAUCCCGCAGCCGCUGCUGCUAGGGUACGCAAGUAGCCAAUAACUAAUAUGUGUGUGGAUUGCAGAUAUGAUGUCACGGUUGGAGAUGAUUCGAAACUUUGACGAGGGUGGAUCCCAUGACGUUGACGAGGGGCGCCAUGACACGAAGCCAAAGGCUUCUUCUAUCAUAACAAACAAUGGCGACGCAAUUAUGUCUUCAUCCCCGAUGAAACGCAAAGCCUCUGGUACUGCAGCCCACAUCACUCAGAGCAUGAGUGAUAUUCCUACCACUGAGAUGACUACUUGGUUGCGGGGUAACAUUGAGUUACCUCCGCUUCUGUCCCAGAUGAUCCCGAUGGGCGAGAAGGAGAAAAUUGCAAGACUUGAUCACAUUGCUUUAGAGAAGAAGAGCCACCAUGCCAUGGCUGAGCUCCUGUUGUCUAUAUCUGAGGUGAAUCGAAGGAAGGAUGAUCGCGAGCAAGAGUUGUUGUUACAACUCUCUCAAUCUGCGAAGGAGAUGGCCUCGCUCAAAGAUGCACAUGCUGUUGAGGUCGUUGUGCUUAAAGCCACACACACCGUGGAGUUGGCCAAUGCCCGUGAACAUAUCUUGGAUGCAUACAUGAAAUCUCCAGAGUUUGUGGCUGAUCGGGAAGCUUACGUUGACACUCAUUUGAGUGAGAUUAGCCAACGUUGGUUGUCUACUCUAGAGGGCCGCGAGAAACUCGUCAGGGAGGGUUACCUCUCCUACAAGAUCGGGAAAUAUGCUGCUCAACAAAAAAUAUACCAUAUCUUGAAGGAUAAGGCUGGUACCUCAUGUAUUAUCGAUUGGGGGCUUCCUCCUGAAGUGCCUAACCCUGAGAAACUUGUAGCUAAACCUUCCAUGGAGGAUGUCGCAUUUGACAAGUUACCUACCAAUGAAGAGCUUGGUGAUGCUCCCUCCAAAGAAGACAAAAGGAAUCCUUAAGCCGGUGGCAUUAAAUCACCCCUCUUGCGACCGCUUUCAUGCUUUGGAGCGCCCAAGGGAUUGAGUGAAAUGCGUAGUGUAGAUUCAAUUUCAAAAUUUCUUCCUUUAUGAGAACGUGGCUUGUUAAACAAAUUUUGAAUUUCAUAAGAUGAUAAUAAUGAUGCAUUUCUCUCUUUUUUCUUU